AUGUGUACUCCUUCUUCAGCUCAAAACUCGGGUGUUGACGACGUUCCUGCCAUCGAUGCGGCCAUUAAGACCUGCGGAAACGGUGGUAUAAUCGUGAUCCCCAUUGGCGUCACAUAUUCUAUUCGCAGUGUUUUGUCGUUUACCGGAUGCGUCAACUGUGACUUCCAAAUUGAAGGAACCAUGAAACUUUCAGACAACACGACUUUCUGGAACGGCAAGAAGACGGUGUAUGAUAUUGCUUCUGUUACCGGGCUUCAUAUGCACUCUGUAACGGGCACUGGGUUGAUCGAUGGAAACGGUGUGCCUUACUGGACCCUCUUCGCUGAAGACAGCUCUUUCGCGCGGCCAACACUGGUCACGAUCACAUCAUCGACCUCGAUCACGAUUUCCAACCUACAUUUCCGCAAUGCGCCAAACGUCUUCCAUUCCGUUAGCGGGGGGUCAACGAAUAUAAUAUACGAUGGUCUGCAACUUGACGCGACUUCUACAGCAACCGUCACAGCAAAAAAUACGGACGGAUUUGACGUUGGCUCGAGUUCGCAUGUUACGAUCAAGAACACCAAUGUGGUUAACCAGGACGACUGUGUUGCCCUCAAGCCGGGCUCCGAUUUCGCCCUUGUCCAAAAUAUCACCUGCAAUGGCUCUCACAGCUUAUCCGUUGGGAGUUUGGGUAAGGGGGUUGGGUCUAGUGACAAGGUCACUAAUGCUUUCCUCGGCCCUGCCACCAUGAUCAACUCCGCCAAGGCCGUUGGCAUUAAACUUUAUGAGGGAGGCUCGUCUCACGGAGUGGCCACAGUCUCGAAUAUCACCUGGUCUGAUAUCACCGUGAAAAAUUGCGACUAUGCUGUCCAAAUUCAGAGCUGCUAUUCAGCUUCAAAUACUUCGAACUGUCUCGCAAACACGGAUAGCCUAACGGGUGUCGUCUUCAAAAACAUUGUGGGCACGACGUCGUCACACUACAGUCCUGUCGUCGCAAACAUCAAUUGCUCGCCGUCUGCGACCUGCAAUGUUACUCUCCCGGGAUUCAAUGUGAAGCCGCCCAGCGGAACUGCACAGAUUUUAUGUUCUAAUAUCGACGGGUCGCCUAGUGUGACCUGCACUGGUCCAGCCAGCGGUUGA
Molecule: messenger RNA, 1119 nt
Organism: Mycena indigotica
Lineage: Eukaryota; Fungi; Basidiomycota; Agaricomycetes; Agaricales; Mycenaceae
Product: Extracellular exo-polygalacturonase
Exons: 6
Coding region: 1-1119 (372 amino acids)
Biological process (GO): carbohydrate metabolic process
Molecular function (GO): polygalacturonase activity
Source: RefSeq, a predicted model, not a curated record